Molecule: messenger RNA, 104 nt
Organism: Cercopithifilaria johnstoni
Lineage: Eukaryota; Metazoa; Nematoda; Chromadorea; Rhabditida; Onchocercidae
Source: the annotation of a GenBank genome assembly
AUGGCAAUAAAAUGUUUUCAUUUUUCAAUGAAGCAGUUACUUUUGCUUCUUGCAGUGGCAACGUGUUCUUAUUUGAUCAUUGGUAAAUCAAUCAUUCCAGCAAG